Molecule: messenger RNA, 2001 nt
Organism: Eurytemora carolleeae
Lineage: Eukaryota; Metazoa; Arthropoda; Copepoda; Calanoida; Temoridae
Product: AN1-type zinc finger and UBX domain-containing protein DDB_G0268260
Exons: 5
Coding region: 269-1102 (277 amino acids)
Source: RefSeq, a predicted model, not a curated record
AUGAACACCACUUUGAAAACCGGACAUAUGUGGACGAAAUCUGCAGAAAAAGUUCAGAUAAUUUGGGCAUAAUCGGUGUGCGAACUACUAUUCUUUUCCACCAGCUGUUGCAGUGUGGCCAGGAGUGUAAAUAUUCGCAAAUUUGCAAAAUUGUGCUCAGCUCUGGUAUUCUGAAUUUAGCGAAGAAUGCAAAUUUCGAAUAUCUUAUUCAUCAUUUAGUUCGAGGUGCCUUUCUUAUAUCUAUGAAUAAGACCUGGAGUCCUGAGAGAUGUUAUUAAAUCUAGUUCUAAUUAUCCUCUCGGUAAUUAAUCCAAUAUCAAAUGAGACACUGAGGGACAACUCUCAAAAUCUUAGAAGUGAAUCUGAUACUGAACAUGCGCAGUUGUUCUUAAAUACCAAGUUCUUACUUGAAUCAAAAGAUGAAAGAUAUCUGAGAAAUAAAGAACUUAAUCCCAAUAGAAAUAUAGACCACAAUAUUGGAAAUAUAGACCAUCAUUUUGGUAAUAUAGACCAUCAUCUUGGAAAUACAGAACACAAUCUGUCAAAUAUAGACCAAUAUCUUGGAAAUACAGACCACCAUUUUGAAACUCAAACAUUAGAUAUUUCCUAUCUCGAAGAAUCAGACUAUACUUUAGUUGUUCCUACAUCAACUACAACGGUUAGAAAUAGACGAGCUGCUAAGGGAAAGAGAAAAAAGCAGAAUAAAUCAGAUCCUGGAGAAUAUUUUGCAUCCGCCUCUAGUUCUAAAUCUAAGAAUAAACUCAACUACGCCUUCCUUAAACCUCAAAUAGUUCCAGCUAAAGAAGAAUGUAAACCUAGCAGUUCUAUUAGUGCUUUUACAUUCCUGAACUUUGUACUUGCUGCUGGAAGUAUAGCCGCUAACAUUGCUUCUAACGUGAAUGAUAACAAUAAUAAUAACAACAACAACAACAAUGAUAAUAAUGAUAACACAAACAACAUCAGUGUGCAGAACAACAACAACAAUUCCAACAACAGCAACGCAAUUAUGGUUCCUGUGGGAAGAAAGAGAAGAAGUAGAAGAAGAAGAUUCGUAAAUAGAAUAAUAAAAUUAUUCGAGAACAAUCUAAAAUCUAAAAUUUAAAAUCUAAAAAUGAUCCUCCUUGCUCUGCUAUUUUUGAGUGAGGUGUACUGCAGCCAAAACCUGUUGUUUGUAAACAAAUACUCCGGAAUCAAGAUAUCUGAUAGAAAUGAAGUUUAUCGCCCAGUACUACCCUCUAUUGAGCAUCUAAAUGAUCUUGAAACAGUUCUGAUAAAAGAAUAUCAUAGAAGAGUGAAAAGAAACUCAGAGUUUCAAGGCAGACGAUAUGUUAUUUAUGAUCGGAAACCGGAGGAAAAAAAGAAAAAGAAAAAGGUUUAAAUUUUCUAUGAUUUGUAUUUAUUAACACUAUAUUUACCCCCUCCCCCACCACCCUCCCCUCCCCUUCUUCUGUAGACUUUAUUUUGAUUGACCCUCUAAUUUUUUCAAAUGUCAGAUUUUUAACAGUAUUCUUUAAAGCUCAAUCUUCGAGUAACAAUGAAUAUGAUGCUUUUCUAGUUUAAUUCAUGACAAUUUCCAUCAUGGUCUACUAUGUCUAAAUAAAAUUCAAAAUUGAAAAUAAUGUUUUUUUAGUUUAAAAACUGGGAUACAUUAUUAUCAAUGAUGAGACAAUAUUUAAAAGGGUACCGUUGUGAAAAGGCCUUGAAAUUGCUUAUGGAAGUCACAUAAUGGAGGUUGCACUUGAAAUUUCUUUUUCAGACCCAUAGAAAAAAAAUUGUAUAAUAAAAUACGACUAUGUUCUUACGUUCUUUUUAAGUGAAGUAAAAGCAUCUAUAAAUUGUGAUUCCAGACAUAUUUUUGAUUCGGUUGGUAUACAGUACAGUUGGCUGUCUAUAGUCUGUUGUCUGUAUGCUGUGCAACUUUCCUAAAACUCGGCCUUGCUUUAAAUAAACCAGAGUUUCAUUAUAUAUAAAUGAAAAAAAUCUACUGCAGAACUUAUUAUU